AUGGCGACUGCUCCCAUGGAGCACGAUAUGGCAAAGGCUGGGAGAUCGUCUCUGGGAAAGCGCAAGGCGGAGGUCGAAAACCUGAAAGAUUCGGGUGACACCGAGAAAGUGGAAGCUUCGUCAUAUCCACAUUACUGGGGGUACGACAACUACGAGGGUAGGGCGUAUCCUGAUUUCUCAUCGGACGAGUUUUCCGACGAGGAAACCAACCAGAAAUACCUUCGAUACGUGAGGCAGUGCUACGAGAGCCAGGGUUUUGACGUCCCAAGCGACAUCUCUUCUGAUUUGAUAGGGGCAAUCCGCACAUGCUCCAAAUCUGGACACAAAGUACUGCGAAAAAAGCUUAACUGCGCGCGAGUACUUGUCGGAGAGGGAACCGAGAUACAAUUCGACCAUGUGGGAAGGCUGAAUACACGCGGUGCAAACCUUGAUGUGAAAUUGUACAUCACUUUCAUGGCUAAGGAUCUUUCCAAUGGAGCUCUUGUCGAGUUCCAAGCUAAGACAGAACGUGUGAAAGAAUUCGACUUUUAUCAUCUUAAUCAUGAGCAUCGGCCCAUCUUCUGCAGGCCAAAACCCAUCAAGCAAUAA
This is a messenger RNA of Tarenaya hassleriana, 588 nucleotides long. RefSeq lists its product as uncharacterized. The transcript is spliced from 3 exons. The record is from RefSeq and is a predicted model, not a curated record. Bases 1 to 588 code for a protein of 195 amino acids. Lineage: Eukaryota; Viridiplantae; Streptophyta; Magnoliopsida; Brassicales; Cleomaceae.